UCCUGCUGGUUCAGAUAAAGAGGAAGAAGCAGAAGUACGAUGAGGGACAUGAGACGAGUCCACAGGAGCUGACGGAGGCUGACAGGGAGGUUCUUCUGAAGCUGGGGAGGCUGGCGUUUGAACAGCUGGAGAAAGGAAACAUCAUGUUCUACCAAGAAGACCUGGAGCAGUGUGGUCUUGAUGUCACAGAGGCCUCGGUGUACUCAGGAGUUUGUACAGAGAUCUUCAAAAGAGAGAGUGUGAUCUUCCAGAAAACAGUCUACUGCUUUGUUCAUCUGAGCGUUCAGGAGUUUCUGGCUGCAGUCUACAUGUUCCACUGUUACACCAGCAGGAACACAAAGGCACUGGAGGACUUCCUGGGGAAAGACUGGAAACAGAAAGACUCAAAGUCUUUCCUUAAGAAAAUGUCAAAGUUUUUUGGAAAGUACCCAUCCCUGGAUGUGUUCCUGUGGAGCGCCAUGCAGAAAUCCCUCAAGAGUAAAAAUGGCCACCUGGACCUGUUAGUUCGCUUCCUUCAUGGCCUCUCUCUGGAGUCCAACCAGAGACUCUUAGGAGGCCUGCUGGGUCGGACAGACAACAGUCCAGAAAUCAUCCAGAGAGCCAUCAACAAACUGAAGGAGAUGAACAGUGAUGAGAUCUCUCCUGACAGAAGCAUCAACAUCUUCCACUGUCUGACGGAGAUGAACGACCACUCAGUACAUCAGGAGAUCCAAGAGUUCCUGAAGUCAGAGAACAGAUCAGAGAAGGAACUCUCUGUGUUCCACUGCUCAGCUCUGGCCUACAUGCUGCAGAUGUCAGAGGAGGUUCUGGAUGAGUUGGACCUGGAGAAGUACAACACAUCAUGGGAGGGACGACUGAGACUGAUUCCAGCUGUGAGGAACUGCAGAAAGGCUCUGUAAGUCCAGAUGUGAUU
This is a messenger RNA of Micropterus dolomieu (smallmouth bass), 913 nucleotides long. RefSeq names its product protein NLRC3-like. Bases 144 to 899 code for a protein of 251 amino acids. The transcript has a single exon. Lineage: Eukaryota; Metazoa; Chordata; Actinopteri; Centrarchiformes; Centrarchidae. The record is from RefSeq and is a predicted model, not a curated record.